Botrytis cinerea B05.10 is the source of this 2071-nucleotide messenger RNA. RefSeq lists its product as hypothetical. Gene Ontology annotation, molecular function: monooxygenase activity; heme binding; iron ion binding. Lineage: Eukaryota; Fungi; Ascomycota; Leotiomycetes; Helotiales; Sclerotiniaceae. Bases 172 to 1851 code for a protein of 559 amino acids. The transcript is spliced from 8 exons. The record is from RefSeq and is a predicted model, not a curated record.
GCAUAUUACAUAAAAGCUGGUGUAGCUCCUCCUCUGUGCCUUUUGCAAGUUGCAAAGACAAUUGUUCCUUCUUUCGGAAACACUUACCCUUCCAGUGAGUUUCACAGACUGGGGAUUUCCGCGAUCCGUUACACGUCCUUGGGCAGGUACGUCGUAGCUCAUCAUACGAUCAUGACGGACCUCAAUUAUGGCCUUUUUACUUUUCUCCCGGCUGUCGCGGGUGUUGCAGCACAUCUAGGAUAUUUCAUCCAUGGCGAACAUCAUAUGCAAUCGCUCCAAUGGCUCUUGACCGCCAUCUUCUCCCCGCUGGUGCUCUUCCUCGCGCUCCUCAAGUUUGAUGUUGCGUCUUCAUAUGUGACGGCGCUGAAACUUACGGCGGUCAUCCUCACUUCGUUCUUUGCAUCUUUGACAGGAAGCAUCCUUGCCUAUCGCAUAUUUUUCCACCCGCUACGCCACUUCCCAGGACCGUUUGCAGCAAAAUGCUCAAAGUUGACCCAUGUGGCGAGAUUGCUGGAGAAGAGUGAUAAUUACCUGCAAGUGCACAUGUUACAUGAGAAGUAUGGGGAUAUUGUGAGAAUUGGUCCUAACGAACUGUCUAUCAUCAAACCGGAAGCUGUGAAAGCUAUGAUUGGGCCAGGAUCGAAAUGUACCAAGACUGCUUGGUAUGAUGUCGCGGGACUUCCCCAUACAACUAUGCAUUUAGAACGAGAUCGCGUAAAGCAUGAUAAGAGAAGAAAAGUUUGGGAUCGUGGAUUUAGUGCAAAGGCGCUGCGCAACUAUGAGGGUCGAGUCACGAGAUAUGCAGACGAAUUGGUUUCUCAGAUUGAUUCUUUCGGAGGAAAAGCGAUUAAUGCAACGCACUGGUUUAAGGCUUAUGCUUUUGAUGUUAUAGGAGAUUUGGCGUUUGGAAAAUCGUUUGACAUGUUGCAAACUGGAGAACAGCAUUUUGCACUCAAAAUUUUACAAGAAGGCAUGGAGCCGUUAGGAUUUCUCACGCCCGUUCCUUGGGUCUUUCCUAUCCUCAUUAAUAUCCCUGGUGCAAUGGAUGGUUUCAACAGGUUUAUUAGCUAUUGUGCUGAACAUAUUGAUAUUCGACGAGCAAAUGAGCCAAGUGUACCAGAUAUCAUGACGUGGCUAAUCGACGCCGAAGAGAAUGAUCCAGAUCCAAUCCAUAGAGACACCAGUUGGCUGCAUGGCGACUCCCGUCUCGCAAUUAUAGCCGGUAGCGAUACCACAUCCGCAACUCUCACCUAUCUCUUCUAUCACCUCUGUCUCGAACCCCAUCAUGUUACCAAACUGAGAGAAGAGCUCGAACCAAUCUUUACCCCGGGCUCCCCAAACGAAUGUAGAGAUAUACAAGAUGCGCCGUAUCUGAAUGCCGCUAUUAACGAGACGCUUCGCUUGCACCCUCCUGUUCCCAGUGGCUUGUUGAGACAAACUCCCGCAGAAGGUCUUACGAUUGAUGGGACUUAUAUCCCGGGUAAUGUAGUCAUGUCGGCUCCUUCUUGGACAAUGGGUCGUUUAGAAACUAGCUACCCUUCUCCUCACACCUUCCUCCCCACCCGCUGGUUCCCCUCCCCCCCCCACACACAGUACCUCCUGGAUAAAUCGGCAUUUACCCCUUUCAGCGCGGGAAACUACUCGUGUAUUGGGAAACAACUCGCGCUGAUGGAGUUGCGAGCGGUGAUUGCGCGGUUGGUGAUGGGGUUUGAUGUUGAGUUUGCGGAGGGCGAGAGGGGCGAGAAAUUGUUGGGCAGGGAAUUGGGUUUGGGUGGGGGAGAGCAGGAUACGAAAGAGGUUUUUACGUUGGAUUUGGGGGAGUUGAGGAUAAGGUUUCAGAAGAGGAAAUAAGAAAUCGAAGCUGAUUCGAGGGUAUGGUAUGGUAUGGUAUGGUAUGGUAUGGAUGUAGAGAGUCGAGAAGAUGAGGUGUAGAUUGUAUAUAUAUGGAGAGCUUAGUAUGCAAUAAGUUAUUCUAUGAUUCUUGGCGGAAGAUUUCCUGACGUCACUAAUUUAUUCUGCUGAUGGGACUUGAAUAUUGGAAUUUCUUUUCUCCUCUCAUCUGCUCGGGACA